AUUGGCACUUGCUUUGUCUGGAAUAGCUGAUAUUCUGUUGGAUGGAGGACGAACAGCCCACUCUGCAUUAAAAUUACCAUUAAAUGUGCAGGUGAUUGAGAAUCUCACGUGCAAUAUAUCAAGAAAUUCUGCGAUGGCGAAAGUUUUGCAGCAAACAGCAAUUAUUUUAUUGGAUGAAUGUACAAUGACGCACAAAAAAUCACUUGAAGCAAUACACCGCACAAUGCAAGAUCUGCGUGGCAAUCAAAACAUUUUUGGUGUUGCAUUGAUAUUAUUGUCAGGUGAUUUAGGCAAACACUUCCCGUAAUUCCACGCUCAACACCGGUAGAUGAGAUCAAUGCGUUCCUAAAGUCUUCUUUCAUGUGGAGAUAUGUACGAAAAUUGACGCUAAACAUAAACAUGCGUGUUCAGUUGCAGAAUGAUCAAUCUGCAGAUCGGUUUUCGAAGCAAUUGUUAGAAAUCGGAAAUGGCAAAGUUCAAAUCGAUAACACAAACGGUUCAAUUAGUUUGCCAAACAAUUUUUGUACAAUUCUCCAAUCAAAAGAAGAAUUGAUUGAACGAGGGUUUCCAAAUAUUAUCCAGAAUCACAGGAAUCACAAAUGGUUGAGUGAACGCGCAAUUCUGGCACCAAAAAAUGUGCAAGUCAAUGCUAUCAAUUAUCUCAUCCAAGAAAAAUUACCUGGUGCAGUAAUAUCAUACAAAUCUAUUGAUAACGCAUUGAAUGAAGAUGAUGCAGUCAACUAUCCAGUUGAAUUUUUGAAUUCGUUAGAACCACCCGGUAUACCGCCGCAUUUCUUGAAUUUGAAGGUCGGCUCAUCAAUUAUUUUACCACGGAAUUUGAAUGCACCAAAACUGUGCAACGGCACAAGAUUAGCUGUAAAAAGAUUGAUGCCGAAUUUAAUCGAAGCCACAAUAUUGACUGGCAAAGCGAAGGGGGAAUUUGUACUUAUCCCACGUAUUCCUCUGAUACCAACAGACAUGCCAUUUGAAUUCAAACGGUUGCAAUUCCCCGUGCACCUAUCAUUCGCUAUGUCCAUCAAUAAGGCACAAGGACAAACGCUCCAAGUAUGCGGUUUGGAUUUGGAGGAGCCGUGUUUUUCGGACGGGCAAUUAUACGUGGCCUGUUCAAGAGUUGGCACUCCAAAUUGUUUAUUUGUGUAUGCCCCAAAUGGACAAACAAAAAAUAUUGUUUACACAAAUGUGUUGGAUUAAUAAUAAAGAAUUUAG
Sipha flava (yellow sugarcane aphid) is the source of this 1227-nucleotide messenger RNA. Its product is annotated as ATP-dependent DNA helicase pif1-like. The transcript is spliced from 2 exons. NCBI's taxonomy places the organism in Eukaryota, Metazoa, Arthropoda, Insecta, Hemiptera, Aphididae. Bases 361 to 1212 code for a protein of 283 amino acids. The record is from RefSeq and is a predicted model, not a curated record.